AAAACAAUGGCUAUUAUGUUAAAACAAAUUCAAUAUCAAAAUAAGGGAAUUAUAUGUCAUAUGUGUCUCUUAUAUUAAGAUUAAUAUUAAUGCUGCGUCGUUUAAAGUGCUGUUUGAAAGAGACUGUUAUGGUUGUAUAUGACCAGUUAACAUGCAACAAAUACUUAAUGAUAACAACCUACGUUUGAUGAAUAGAACCGGACAUUACCUCUACUAAUGCCAUUAUUCGAAUUCACUUUGGAGUCAUAUAUUAACCCAAAUGGAAGGAUUUGUUCGAUAAAAUGGCGUUUUGAAAUAAAGUUCGGAGUACAAAGUACAUCAUAGAAUGCAAGAUAGUAGAUUGUCAAAUGGAGAUAAGUGAUCACCAGCUUAGACCAUUGGGUAUCUCUCAACUGGCACGACGUAACAAACCACAAGCCGGUGAGGCCUUUCGUUACCGACUGAUGAAGAGUACAUUGACAGGGGACACUGGAGGGCAUUCAUAUCUCCGUAAUAAUAAGAGUAAAACGGCAGCUAAAAGAAUACAACGCAGUGCUAGAAAGCAGCGUAACUCCUCAGCCGAGAGGGAUGUUGAAGAGACAAAUAGAAGUCAAGCCGGAACCGGAAGUGACAUAGCCGUCAAUGACGUACAGGACAACUUUGAUUUCGAUCACGAACCAACAGAACGACCUGAUACUGCAACAGACACAUCAGAUACAAGCCAGAAAAUCUACCUGAUCACUUGUAGAAAAUUUGGGAUUGUUCCCUCAAAGACAUUUUACAAUUCUCUCAUCAACAGGACUAUUUAUCUUCACAACCAGAGUUUAGGGGCUCAAGAUGCAAGAGCUUGUGCCAUAUCACUUGUGGAUAACUCCACGGUAACGUCGCUUGAUCUUGGAUGUAAUGACAUCGGUAACCAAGGGGCGUGUCAUCUGGCUGAUAUGUUAGUGGAAAACUGGAACAUAACGUCGCUGAAUCUCUCUGAGAAUAAUAUAGGAAUGGAGGGUCUGGAAAGAUUAACUGAAAUUCUGCAUACAAAUAGAUCCAUCGAGCACUUAGAUUUAUCAGGCAAUGGAUUUACUGACGCCCAUGCGCCACUCUUGGUUGAUUUACUUUCGAAUAAUUUUACAAUUCGAAGAUUGGUUUUGCAUCAUAAUAUGUUGUGUGAAAAGGGAGGAAAACUUCUUGGCCCAGCUCUGAGAAGUGAAAAUAACGACACAUUACGUCAUCUUGACCUCGGGUGGAACCACAUCCGUCGCGAGGGUGGUCGAGCAAUCUGCCAAGGAAUCCUCAACAGUAACCUGGAAUCUGUGAAUCUCUCUUGGAACGGUCUUUAUCUGGAUGGCUCUAUUGAGCUAUGUAAACUCCUUAAACAUAAUAUCAUCCUGGAACAUUUGGAUAUUUCCUGUAAUAGGAUAAACAAAGACUGUCUCGUAGAAAUACUAAAAGGCCUAAAAAAGAACACUUCUUUGAAAACUUUAAAGAUUGCAGAAAAUCCAAUUGGAUCUGAGGGUGCGAUGGCCAUUCUAAGAACAGUAGAGAUGAUGCCAGAUUCUGCGUUUAACCUUCUAGAUUUAGGGGAGCAGUGUGUUGAACGAGAGUUUGUAGAGCUUGCGGAAAAGAUAGGAGAGGACAGGGAGCGUCCACUUGGGGUGAAACAUGGCGUGAUUCUGGAUCAGGACAAUAAGGGUAAAGAGGAUGGUGAUGGGGAUGGAUUUGAUGAGUUGGAUCCAAUGAUGGUACUUAUGGAAUGUAUGAAAUACCACAAUCUUCGACUUGUCGAUUUCUUUAAGAGUCUAGAUUUGGAUGGGAGUUGGACUCUCACAUACGAAGAAUUCAGAAAUGGUUUGUUGAGUGUGAAUAUGCCAAUGUCUGAAAAGACUAUUGAUCGCCUCAUAGCAGACAUGGACGCUGAUGGAGAUGGUGAAGUGGAUUUCAAAGAACUACUAGAUGGUCAAAAGGAAUACAAACGGCGGCUUGCAAGAAUGCAAUCAGCAAAUCGCCGACAGAGGGCAGCAGAGAUAAAAGAAGGUGUUGAUGAAGAAGACCGUAAAAUAAGUGACCUUGAAAAGGUCAAAGCAAAGGUCAAAGAAGUAUUCGAGGAAAGGAGACGUCAACAAAGAAAAGCUUUAGCGCUUAAAACAAUAAAAUUAUUAACAGUGCCUGGUAUAAACUCCCCUAAAUCUGCAUCCCCUCUGCAAACUCCUGCACAAAGCAGACCUGGAACAUCCAGGCCCCGUGGAGCAAAGCCAGAGAACAGUAAACCAGGCACGCCCAAUCAAAACUCACGUGCAAGUUCAGGGCGCGCACAAUCCACUGUCAGCUCGGCUACAAGAACAAGGAUUCGCAAGGCUGUGGAGUUAAAUCGUGUGGUUAAAAAUCUUGAAAAAACAACUGUUGGCCAUGAAGGGUAGUUUCUUCCCUCGUAUUGUAAAUGCCAAACGCCUUUGAUAUUAUAAAUCACCAUACAUGUAAUGUUUACCGGCUCUCAAAUUAAAAGUGCUGAAGUCAUUUUGGAUGUCAAAGAGAAUAUCAAAAUAGAUGACAGGCCAUCACCGAGUUGUUUUAACUUCGAUCAGACUAACAACUAAUACAUUUGUUUUUUAUGAUAAAGGAUCGGAAUAUUCAAUAUAUUUUUCAACGGUUGACAUCUACAUACAAAUAUUAGAAACAAGUUCCCCGAGAAUAAGAGGGGGAUUAGCCCCAGAGUUCAAAGAUGACAUAC
This is a messenger RNA of Owenia fusiformis, 2704 nucleotides long. Lineage: Eukaryota; Metazoa; Annelida; Polychaeta; Sabellida; Oweniidae. The record is from the annotation of a GenBank genome assembly.